AUGCAGCUUACUACCAAGGUUUCCGUUGCCCUUCUGGGUGCUUUCGCCGCUGUCGGUGAGGCCAACAACCACGGCUUCCAGGCUCGCCAGGUGAACUUCCACCCCGGUGGCUACAGCAACCAGACUGUGUCGACCUCCAUCGUGCCCGUCUAUCCGACUCCCCCUCAGUCCAGCGCGGCUGUUGUUCCCAGCUCUCCCGCCGGCGGUGCCCCCAGCUCGGCCCUUAUCCACCCUGCUGGUUCCAGCUCGGCUCCCGGUGCCGGUGCCGGUGCCGGUGCCGGAGCCGUUGGCGCUUCGUCCAGCGUUGCUCCCGUGCCUGUUCCUCUCAGCACCGGUGUCUACAGCAGCGCCCCCGUUUCCGCCUCUGCUGUUGCUCCUACCGACGCUGUUUCGACUGAUUACGAGACUGUCACCUCGACCAAGGAUGUCACUCUCACCUACACCCUGGGCACUGGUGCCUCCCAGACUGUUGUCACCACCACUAUCCACCGCACUGUGACUGACGUCGAGACCGUCUAUGUGACCCCCUCUGCUACUGCUUCCUCCACCGCCAAGGACACCACUCUCACUUCUGACACCACGGUCACCUCGACCUCCACCUCCUACGAGACCUACACCCUGUACGCCGUCUCGUCUUCUUCUGCUGCUGCCGCUGCUGCUACCAGCUCCGGCUCCGCGGUCACUGCUGCCGCCAGCACUGGCGAGACCUGUGCUCCGGUCACUGUUACUGUCCACGACACCGUCACUGUGACCGCCACUCCUGCUGCCCUGUACACCCCCGACAGCAUCGCCAAGAUCGGUGAGACCAGCUCGUCCCCCAGCCAGGCCGAGACCACCUCCGAGGCGGAGACUUCCACCGUGGCCGAGACUACUACCUCGGCGGUCGAGACCACCACCCACAGCAAGCCCACCGUGGUGCCCACCCCCAGCGCCCCCUACGGCCACGGCAACGGCACCUUCCCUUACCCCAGCGGAGCUGCCCGGCCCACUGGCUUCCAGACCAGCAGCAAGGUUGCUUUCCCCUCUCACUUCCGCCGCGUCUACUAG
This is a messenger RNA of Aspergillus sclerotioniger CBS 115572, 1047 nucleotides long. RefSeq lists its product as uncharacterized. Bases 1 to 1047 code for a protein of 348 amino acids. Lineage: Eukaryota; Fungi; Ascomycota; Eurotiomycetes; Eurotiales; Aspergillaceae. The record is from RefSeq and is a predicted model, not a curated record. The transcript is spliced from 3 exons.